Messenger RNA from Paramecium octaurelia, 2390 nucleotides. NCBI's taxonomy places the organism in Eukaryota, Ciliophora, Oligohymenophorea, Peniculida, Parameciidae. The record is from the annotation of a GenBank genome assembly.
AUGUAAAAUAUAUUAGACAGGUGUUCAAUACAUCAAAAAGUGGGGAUUGCUGUAGAAUGUUUGACAAGAGAUGAAUAUCAUUAUUCCAUUUUAUGUGAAAAUUGCUUAGCUGAAAGAGUUAGCAAUAAACAAAUAUUUUUAUUGAAAGACGCCAAAUUAGUGUUUGAAUAAUUCAGAUAACAGUGUUUAAGUGAAUUUGAACUAGAGUAGAAUGAGAAAACAAGUUUCUAUAAAAAUUUGCAAUCGAUUGUUUAGAAAUUGCAGAAUCAUUUUUUAGAAAUAUUUGAUUAGAUAAACAAUUAAAUAAAUGAAAAAUUAGAAUUCAUAACUCAAAUUUUUAGAGAAGGAUUAUUUUUAAGCAGAAAUUAAGAAACCUAAAUCUUAAAUCCUACCAUUAGAGAAUUUGGUGAAUAGUUAAUAGAGGAAAUAGCAAAAUUUGAGAAAAUUAGGAAUAUUGGUUAGUAAAAUGUAAUUGAUUUUCAGAAUCAAAUAUAAUAUUAGAUAUUGAAACUGCAGUAAAGUGAGAUAUUAAAUGAGUGUCUUGAAUUAUUAAUCUCUGUGGAUGAAGGGAACUAAAUUAAAGUGAAAGAGCAUAAUGGCAAAAAUGUGGAAUAUGAAAAGAAAAGUGUUUAAGUAUGAAUAUAUUAAUAUAUUGUUAAAAGAGAACUCCAAAGUUAGAUUUAAUGUGUAACGAGCACGAAAAAGAAAUAAUAAUAUUUGAUCUAAGUGAGUAGCAAUAAAGAGAGAAACGAGCAAGAUGUGUAGAAUGUGACCCAUGCAUUUUUACUUCCUUGUCAAAGUGUCAGAAUAUGUGGAAAAACUAUGAAAGGCAAUAGUCAGAAAUUUUAGAGUAAUUUUAUUUAUCGAGAAAAUCAUAAAUUGGCAGUAUUAAGCAAUAGCUGCUUUAAUUGAGGAGUUGCUUUGCCUAAAAAAUAAAUGAAAUUAUUUAAUAAUUAAAUGGAAUAAUGUCUUAGAGUGAAUAGGAAGUGUUCAAAAUGUUAAAUGGCAUGAAUAAAGAUUGGAAUACCAUGACGAUGGAUGAGGUUUUGGAUAUAGCUGAGGUAUUGAGCAACCCAGAGAUGAUGACAAUAUCAGUAAAAGAAAUGGAAAUAAAAUAUAAAAUGAAAAACUUAAAUAUAGAUAGCAUUUUCUAAAAUAGUAUUGAAGGAUUAUAAGAAAUUUAUAACCAAAUAACCUUAUUAAAAUUAUAUUUGAUUCCGGAAUAGCCUGAAGUUAGGAAUAAUGAUGAAUCACCUGAAAAAAAUGAAUAUCGGAAAUAAAGUUCUAAUAGUGGGCAGAGCGAAAAUCAUUCAGUCGAAUUAAGCAAACCAAAAUCAGAUUAAAAGAUUAAGAAAACUCAGAAUAAAAUUAAAUCGUUGGAAGAAUGGAGAAUUCAAUAACUAAAAUGGACUGAUAAAUUUAUCGAUUAUUAAUUAUUUUACACAAAAAAAUAAGCUGAAUGGUGUAAUGCUAUAGCAUUUAAUAAGGAAGGAAACAUUAUGAUAGCAGGAUGUAUAUUUUCAAUUAAAGUAUUUGAUUUUUAAAAAGGAAGGAUAGUUUAAACAUAUCAAGCUAAAUAACAUUAGGGAGACGUGAAUUGUUUAUUAUUUAGUAAAAUUUUUAAUUAAUUUAUCUCUGGAAGUGAUGACAGAACUAUUAGAAUUUGGUCCUAAAGUGAGAAGAAUGAAUGGAAAUGCAUUUAGAUUUUGUAAGGACAUGAAGAUUGGGUAUUGUGCUUAAUCUUAACUGAGGACGAAUAAAUACUCUUUUCUGGCAGUAGAGAUAAAACCAUUAAGAAAUGGACUAAAAAUUAAGAUAAUUAAACAUAUGAAUGCACAUAAACUUUAGAUAUUCAUACUGAUGCUGUGUUAAGUUUAUCAUUAAAUAAAUCUGAAUCAUUUUUGGUUUCUUCAAGCUACGAUAAAUCUAUUAUAGUUUGGGAAAUAAAAGAAUCAUUUUUAAUAGAACAAAAACAAAUAAUAUAAAAAGAAUCUUAUGGUAAUAGAAUACUUUUUAUUAAUGAAACAUAAUUUUUGUGGCAACCAAAUAACAAUCAAGUUGUCCAUGUCUAUAAAUACAAUAAGGAAUCAUCAUCUUUUGAGUCUACUUAACAUAAUAUUUAGUAAUUCAAAGCAGAUGACGAUUAUUAAUAUUUUCCUUCUCAGCUCUUAACAGUAAAAGGAUUAUUUGCAAAUAUUCACAAUAGGUUUAUAUAUAUUAUCAAAUAAAUUAAUGAGGAGGAGUUUGAAGUAGUCUAAAUAAUCGAAUUUGAUGAUUAUAGGAAAUUUGGAGCAUUUACAGAAGAUGGAGAAUAUUUAGUCACAUGGCAUUAUACAGCUUGUGAAUUUUAAAUUAGAAAAAAUGUUGGAAAUUCAAGAAUAUAGUGGUGA